AUGAAAUUUCGGGCCGUGGUGUUUCAGCCCUUUUUUUGCGGAGGAUUGACGAUGGAGGUCCCAGGGCCCUCGGUUUUCGGUUCACUCCGCAUAGCUUACCGCCUUACGGCCUCAUCACUGUCGCCUGUGCGCCGUGACGAAGUUGACCGCUGGCUUGGUCCAAUGCGCACAGCUAUUGUUUUUAAGGCACCUAAAGGAUGCGCGGAGCUGGCUUUUGUAAGAAUAGUGAAAGAUGCGCCGACGCGCGAAAUGCGUUCGGUCCAGAUGAAGCUGUACGGCGGCAAAGAAGUACUACGGGCGGUCACUGACGGAUGCGAGGAUGGAGCACCGCUCUGCAUACCUCCUCACAGAAGACCGCCGUUUUUGGAAAACAAAAUCCAGCAAUCGAUGUCAAUUGCCUGGUUGCUGCAGAUGUCCGCUGCCCUGGGUCUCUUCUCGUUCACCUGCCUCAUUGCGAUGUUCGUUUCAUGGCAUGUUGGCGUGCUGGUCCAUACGAUGAUCCGGCAUCAAUACCGCCUCCUGAAGAUCGCCUUCCCCAUCAUCCAACCGUUAUCCAUCUUUACACCAUCCAUUCAUCUCCAACUUCAUCAUCUCAUAUAGCGCCUGAAAGCGCCUGAAGAAAACUUACUGAAAGCGUCCGUGGGCGGCGGCUGCCGUGGCCAUGGAACCAUUGAACCUGUGCGGCAUUGCUACUGCUACUGCCGCUGCUGCUGCGGAUCAUGCUGCACCGCGGACGAGGCACCGGCGGUGGCCCCGGCCCCGGUCACAGCCCUGCCUCCCGAGGUCACACCGCAGCAUUUGUUAACAGCUUGCUGGAUUACGGAGCUCGCUUCGGUCGAGGAAUAAAGAUGUGCACCAUCAUCGUCAUUUCCGUCGUCCAUGCUGCAAUCAUUAACGCACACGAGCUGCAAGGUUGUCACUGCCCAACCGACCACCAGAUGCGCGCGGCAAGGCGGAGCAAUGCGGCCUUCACGCAUCCGGUCAUACUAAAACAUGCUGCAACCGAAUUAGUUGCAGAACGCAACGGUAGCAAAGCGUGGCGCGUCAGGGGGCACCUCACAGCUCC
Volvox carteri f. nagariensis is the source of this 1066-nucleotide messenger RNA. RefSeq lists its product as uncharacterized. Lineage: Eukaryota; Viridiplantae; Chlorophyta; Chlorophyceae; Chlamydomonadales; Volvocaceae. Bases 1 to 600 code for a protein of 199 amino acids. The record is from RefSeq and is a predicted model, not a curated record. The transcript is spliced from 4 exons.